CACUAAUCAAGGCUUUGCAGUAAUAUGCGCAAGUCAAGCCCCCAAAUUCGCCAAAAGAACCAGUUAUAGGAGUAAACAACAAAGCGGCGCCGUUUAUGCAAACGAUUAUUUAUUGUACUCCUUACCCACGAUCGCAUCGUUGUCCCUUUAAACUGCAUACGAUAUCAUAUCCACCGGGACAAAGCAGAAGCCCCAUUCAUCCGCAUGCUGAAACUUCAUUGCCAGCUGAAUCUAAACACUCCACCAAAAUGAAUCCGUGUGUGAUUCCCACUCCAUUGCCCGACUUAGAUGGCGACAAGCGCUGGAACAGCAUACACCGCCGGUUUAUCUCCGACUGCCGUGAAAAGGACCCGGACGUCAUUGUCCUGGGCGAUUGCAUUUUCGAAACGGUACAGGACAGCGAGGCGUGGAAUCAAUACUUUGCACCGCUGCACUGCCUUAACUUCAGCAUACGUGACGACUGCACCGAGCACGUUUUAUGGCGCAUCGAAAACGGAGCUCUAGACAACGUUAACCCAAAAAUAGUGGUUCUACAUGUCGGCACCAACAAUGUAAAGAACAGUGCAGAGGAAGUGGCCGAAGGAGUUCUCGCAAACGUAACGAAAAUACGCCAAAAGCUGCCUAACGCCUACAUUCUUCUUCCCUCACUUCUGCCGCGAGGACAGCAACCGAAUAAGUUACGCGAAAAAAAUGCCAGCAUUAACGAUUUGGUCAACGCAAUGACCAAGGGACUGUAUCGCGUACAAACAGUUGCCAUAGACAAGGGUUUGGUCCAAAGCGAUGGUAGCAUCAGUCACCACGAUAUGUUUGACUAUAAAAACCUCACCAAUGCUGGAGCGAAAAAAAUUCUUGAACCGCUGUAUGAUUUGCUUUCUCAAAUUCUCAACGAAAACGAACCUGAAAACGAUCUCCCUCCCUCCGAAUAAAGGAACAGCAGCAGCUAUCAUCAUAUACCAUAUACCACAAAACAAUUCCCAGAAUAAUUUAAAACAAAUGUAUUUUUUGAAAUCUCAAAAGCAUAAGAGCUGCGAGACUAUCUCACAAUUAAAUAUAAGCUUUCUUAUCUAAUAGUAAACAAUCGCAUAUACCAUUGCAAAAUAAACCUAUUUUACAUUAUA
Drosophila ficusphila is the source of this 1118-nucleotide messenger RNA. RefSeq names its product platelet-activating factor acetylhydrolase IB subunit beta homolog (gene Paf-AHalpha). NCBI's taxonomy places the organism in Eukaryota, Metazoa, Arthropoda, Insecta, Diptera, Drosophilidae. The transcript has 2 exons. The record is from RefSeq and is a predicted model, not a curated record. The coding region runs from base 96 to 926 and encodes 276 amino acids.